GUUCAAGUUCAUGUUUCAAUUCUAAACUAUUGCGUAUCCGCCAUUGUCGCUGGAGAGGAGGUCGGUGAAUUCUUCUUCUGCCGCCGCCGCCGCCGCCGCCGCCGCUGCCUAUCCGCAGAUCGGCAAAUUCUUCUGAUGUCGUCUCUGGAAGAAGAGCUUUUUCUUCCCUCGAAUUUUUGUUUGUCAAUUUGAUAAAUAAUUGAUUCUUAGAUUCGGAAACUCGGGUUUUUCAAGGCGCAAAUUGACGUUGCAAUGGCGGAUGCUCGGUGGUGGAGCGUUACGUACACGAAGCACGUUAAGCAGAAGCGUAAAGUCUAUCAAGACGGUCUUCUGGAGCUUCAAGUUUCUCGGCACAAGGUCGCUUUGUAUGACGAAGGGGACAAGCUCUUGGAGAGUAAGUUUGUGAAGAAAGAUGAUGUAAUCGAAUCUGGUGAAACACUUGCAUUUGAGUCUUAUCUUGUUGACAUUGGUGAACUGUGCGGAAGCUGUAAACCUACAUCUACAGUGGCAUGUCAAGGAAAAGACAGCACAUUUAUUGAUAUACCUAGGUCAGCCCAUAGUUAUGACUGCAGGAGCAACUCAACUUCUGUAGGAAGGAAACCUGCAUUUCGGAUGGUUAAAGGACGGAAGAUUAACUUAAGCCCAUCAGAGUAUGUGAUCAGAGAAGUCAGGGACCGCGAAAUGAUCAAGCAUGCAGCUUUAUCUAGCUCUCCGGAUGUGAUCACGAGUAGUACAACAGAAUGGCAGGUCUUAUACACAACACAAAUAUCACAAAAGGCCAAGAAGUUUCAUGAUGGAUUUUUACAACUUGUAGUUAGAGGACUAGGGAGGCAGGUUAUGUUGUAUGAUAUAACCAGGAGAACCUUGGAGAGCAGAUUUUUGAAAAAACAUGAAAUUGUUUGCUCUGGUGAGUCGCUGGCAUUUGAGGGCCAUUUAGUUGAAAUUGGAGAACAGAACGGAGUAGAGAAGGCUGCAACAGAUAUAGGAAUUCAGGAAAAGGACUGCAAAAUUGUUGGACAAAGUGAUAUAUUUAAUGACCAGGCCAAACUUCCAACCAACAAGAGAUUUUUGGCUGGUAAAACUCCAGGACAGACCUCUCCAGGGAGACGUACUAAAAUUAAAAAUUCUAGCUCCGAGGUUGAAAAAGUGAAAUUAAGCUGGGGAACAGUUGCAAAUGAGCCAGUCCGUGCUGUUCAUGACAUCUUGACCGUUCUCAGAAAGCCGGAUGCCACUAUGAAUAAGACAUGUGAGGAAAAGCAACAUGAGUCACUUUCAAAAGAAUGCAAUGGAAAUGAAGAUGAACUGAAAAACAAUAAGUCAAAUCAAGAUUGCAUAAUGAAGGUUAUAAAAACUGAGAAUGUCAACGACCUCCCCAGUACUGAGAAGUGCACAGUUUAUGGAAGUAGAAGAGAAUACCAAGCUAGUUCCUCAAUUGUCGAUCAUAGUUCAGAAACAACCAACAAUAUGCCUCCCAUCCUUAGUGUAAAGUGCACUGACAAUAAAAAGCUGGUGUCAACUUCAUAUCUGGAACCCAACUCACCAGUCAAUGCUGUGUUGGAUUCUCAGAACCACAAGCCAAUUGAGCCAGCGGAUCUCCUCAAAUCAAAUGAAGCUGUGGAACCUGAAAAUCUCCCUGAAAUAUUUUCUUGUGAAGAGAUUCUGAUGGAAACAAAGGCAAAGGCUAAAGCAGCAGUUGCUUUGAACGCCAGUAAAAUUCCUAAGGAUCAUCAUGAAUCUGCAAAGAAUUUGGAUGAGUUCCCAAGUUUUGAUCUUGGAUUUUGAAAAGAUUCAGUACUUGCACAAAUGCACCUUAGUAGGAAUCAUCGAGUUGGCUUAAUGAAAUCCUGCUGUCGAAGAGGAA
This is a messenger RNA of Andrographis paniculata, 1861 nucleotides long. RefSeq lists its product as uncharacterized. The transcript has 11 exons. Gene Ontology annotation, cellular component: nucleus; site of double-strand break. Lineage: Eukaryota; Viridiplantae; Streptophyta; Magnoliopsida; Lamiales; Acanthaceae. The coding region runs from base 253 to 1782 and encodes 509 amino acids. The record is from RefSeq and is a predicted model, not a curated record. Gene Ontology annotation, biological process: double-strand break repair.